Monosiga brevicollis MX1 is the source of this 1571-nucleotide messenger RNA. RefSeq lists its product as uncharacterized. The transcript is spliced from 5 exons. The coding region runs from base 258 to 1571 and encodes 437 amino acids. Gene Ontology annotation, cellular component: proteasome regulatory particle, base subcomplex. NCBI's taxonomy places the organism in Eukaryota, Choanoflagellata, Craspedida, Salpingoecidae. Gene Ontology annotation, molecular function: ATP hydrolysis activity; proteasome-activating activity; ATP binding. The record is from RefSeq and is a predicted model, not a curated record. Gene Ontology annotation, biological process: proteasome-mediated ubiquitin-dependent protein catabolic process.
UUUUUUCUGUUUGCGGGUUCAAGGAGAAGCCCUGCCAGUGGUAUCAGCUGUCGCGUUGUCUCGUCAGUGUCUCUCUGCGGCUCUGCACCUCGACGUGGAGGUGCCCACAACGCUUGUUGGGAGGCCGUUUGCAUUGUGACCUGAGCGAGCAUCGACCUUGGCGGCGCCGGUCUUUUCUUCCAAGUCAAAAGCAGAAGGAAGCACACUGGUCAGCCAGAGGACGUCUGACGUUGCUUUAACCCCGAGCACCAGUCAUCAUGGCCAAAGGCAAGGACUAUUUGGGCAGCGACCAGCGUCGUGUCGUUGACGACAAGGCCGAGACGGAGGACAUUCAAGCCCUCGAUGCUGGUGACAUUGCCAUGCUCAAAACCUAUGGUGUGGGCCCUUACACCAACGCCAUUAAAGACGCGGAGAAGGACGUGAACACUCGCCUCAAGAAGAUCAAGGAAAUGACCGGUAUCAAGGAGUCAGACACGGGCUUGGCCCACCCCAGUUUGUGGGAUCUGGCCGCAGAUAAGCAGAUGAUGAGCGAGGAGCACCCCCUCCAAGUGGCCCGCUGCACCAAAAUCAUGGCCGGUGACACGGAGGAUGAGAACAAAUACCUCAUCCACAUCAAGCAGAUUGCCAAGUUUGUGGUGGCUCUCCACGAGAAGGUUGCCCCGACUGACAUUGAAGAGGGCAUGCGCGUGGGCGUCGACCGCACCAAGUACCAGAUCCACAUUCCCCUGCCCCCCAAGAUUGACGCCAGCGUUACCAUGAUGCAGGUAGAAGACAAGCCCGACGUGACCUACGCUGAUGUUGGCGGCUGCAAAGAGCAGAUCCAAAAGCUGCGCGAAGUCGUUGAACUGCCCCUCCUCCACCCGGAGCGCUUUGUGGAUCUGGGCAUCGACCCGCCCAAGGGCAUCCUCCUCUACGGCCCACCCGGUACCGGCAAGACCCUGUGCGCUCGUGCCGUCGCCAAUCGUACCGAUGCUGCCUUUAUUCGUGUCAUUGGUUCGGAACUGGUCCAGAAAUACGUCGGCGAGGGCGCUCGCAUGGUCCGCGAAAUCUUUGAACUGGCACGCACAAAGAAGGCGGCCAUCAUCUUCUUUGAUGAGGUUGAUGCUAUUGGCGGGGCUCGUGUCGAUGACGGCGCCGGUGGUGACAACGAGGUGCAACGAACCAUGCUUGAGCUCAUCACCCAGCUUGACGGCUUUGAUGCUCGUGGCAACAUCAAGGUGCUAAUGGCUACCAACCGACCGGACACUCUGGACCCGGCACUCCUACGUCCGGGUCGUCUGGAUCGCAAGGUUGAGUUUAGCCCACCUGACAUUGAGGGCUGCGCCAACAUCUUCCGCAUCCACACCAAGUCAAUGUCCGUGGAACGCGGCAUUCGCUACGAACUCCUUGCACGCCUCUGUCCCAACUGCACGGGUGCCGAGGUUCGCUCCGUCUGCACCGAGGCCGGCAUGUACGCCAUUCGUGCCCGGCGCAAGGUGGCCACCGAGAAGGACUUUAUCGAUGCCAUCAACAAGGUCAUCAAGGGCUUUGCCAAGUUUAGCUCUACUGCCCGUUACAUGACAUAUAACUGA